Hypanus sabinus (Atlantic stingray) is the source of this 4399-nucleotide messenger RNA. RefSeq names its product nuclear transcription factor Y subunit beta-like. Gene Ontology annotation, biological process: regulation of transcription by RNA polymerase II. The coding region runs from base 3206 to 3907 and encodes 233 amino acids. The transcript is spliced from 7 exons. Gene Ontology annotation, cellular component: CCAAT-binding factor complex; nucleus. Lineage: Eukaryota; Metazoa; Chordata; Chondrichthyes; Myliobatiformes; Dasyatidae. Gene Ontology annotation, molecular function: DNA-binding transcription activator activity, RNA polymerase II-specific; protein heterodimerization activity; RNA polymerase II cis-regulatory region sequence-specific DNA binding. The record is from RefSeq and is a predicted model, not a curated record.
ACCUGCAUCACUGUCAGCUUUUCACCAGCAGAGCAGGGUCCAAAGAUGUACCGGGUAGGUUAAUUGGUUACUGUAAAUUUUCUUGUGAUUAGAUUGGGGUUUAAUCAGUGGGUUGCUGGCAGUGAGGCUCAAAGGUCCAGAGGGUCUAUUCUGCGCUGUAUCUCUAAAUAAGUAAAUUAUAGUUUUUUAAUAAAGUCAUUCAACCAUUGAGCAUCAUCACAGCUCUGAAGAUUAUCUUAACAAUUCGCAGCAAGUCAGUGUAAUAUUUGAAUAAAAACAAAUGCUGAAAACACGUAGCUUGGUCGACGUCCAAAAAAACAAUGUUUUGAAUUUGUCGUUGUUAUCACAACUUAGAUUUUAAUUUAAAUUGUUUGCUAAUGCAUAAACUUUAAAGGAAUAAAAGACCUUCAACACAUGGUAGUAUUUGAAUGGCCAUCCUUUGCCACAACAGAUUGUACAAAUUAGUUGACCAUUUUACAGAGCUGUUCAGUGAUUAAAAUGUUUCCUGCAAACUUGUUGGAUGUCAACAGAAUAAUGAAAAUUAGUGUAGGCUUUGAUUAUGAAACAAAUUUUACAUCUUCAGCAUACUCAAAAGGAAAGGUUUAUAUGGGUCAAACAUGAACAUAGCUCAGGUGGGUAUCUUGGUCAACAUAGCUGAGUUAGGGCAAAUAGCCUAUAUCCAUGCAUUAUGAGUCUAUGGCAUUGUUUUAAAAUAAAGCCAUGAGUGUUUAUGUAUGAGGAAUGUUACAUGGCUCUGGGCCUGUACUCAGUGGAGUUUAGUAGAAUGAGGGGGGAUCUCAUUGAAACCUAUUGAAUAUUGAAAGGCCUAGAUAGAGUGGAUAUAGAGAGGUGAUUUCCAAAAGUAGGUGAGUCUACUACCAGAGGGCACAGCCUCAGAAUAGACGAACAAUGUGGAGAAAUUUAUUAAGCCAGAAGGUGGAGAAUUUAUGGAAUUCAUUGUCACAGACGGCUUUGGAGGCCAACUCAAUCGGUAUAUUUAAAGCAGAAGUUGAUAGGCUCUUGAUUAGUUAGGACAUGAAAGGUUACAAGGAGAAUGGGAUUGAGAGGGAUGUUAAAUUAGCCAUGAUGGAAUGGCAGAGCAAACUCCAUGGACUGAAUUCUGAUCCUAUGGAAUAUUUUGUUCUAAAGUACUUCAAGCAGAUCAUGUGAAUUUUGAUCAACUGUAUCUAAUUCAUACAUUUUGGUUAUUGAUCUAGUUGCUGAUCCUCAUUUCAAUGUAAGGAACUACAACACGAGUAUGCCAUGUUUAUGGCUAGCUGUUUUAUAAACUUAGUUUCCAAUGCUUUAGUACUUUUGUUUUUAGGACUAGGUGUGGAAAAGGAAAAAUAUCCAGGACAAGAAAAUGCAGAAGAAAAAUCUCAGCUGCUUGGAACUCCCCAGAAAUAUUAAAUUUGCAUAACAAACAUGUUAAAUCUUGCAUUUAAGGUUUAAGAUUGCAAGUAUUUAUGUUCUUAAGUAUUUAAACUGAAGUUGCACAAUUAUUUUUCUUUGAGCAUAGGAGUUUUGCAGUUGAAUGAAGUAGUUUAUAAAGACUAAGACAGGACUGCAGCAAUUCCUCGGAGGUGACGUACUUCCAAAGAGAUAUUAAACAAAGCCCAGUCUUUUCUGUUAGGAGUACAUCCUAUUGGGUGUGGUACUGUCUGUGUGAAUCUAUUAUGUACUUGAAUUAGUAACUGAAUAUGAUUUCAUUGUCAAAGCAGGCUAGGAUGUGCUAUUUAAUUCUCUUGGUAACAUCAGAAGUAUAGGCUAGGUUUGGAUUCAGAUUUAUUUAUUGCAUGUAUAUCAAAACAUGCAUAUGUUAUUUGUGUUAGCAACCAACAUGCUCAAGAACAUGCUGGGGGCAGCCUGCAAGGGUCAUCACACAUUCCAGCGCUAACAUACCAUGCCCACGAUGUUUAGCAGACCAUCACAAGUAGCAACAAAAGAAGAUAACAACGGAAAAACAGGCCCCUUCCCCUUCCUUCCACCCACUCCGCCUCUGGGCCUCCAGUCCUUGGAGAAGCCCAUAUGUUCCCCCAAAGCCUGCUUCGCCAAUCAGAAAGUUUGUGGUUGAUUUAGAUCGCAGACACUCCUUAAUUUUUUUUUCUCUCCUAAUCCCUUUCAUUACUGAAACUGUUUAUAUCAGCCUUGAGUUUGAUUAAUGACUCAGUUCUCUAGGGUAGAGAAUUCUAAACAUUUGAAACUUUCCUUCUGAUGGCCAUAUUUAUUGAGUACCUUGCUUUUCACCCAAUAUGGUGGCUUAGUGGUUGGUGUAAUGCUGUUAUAGUGCCAGUGACCCAGGUUCAAUUCUGGCGCAGUCUGUAAGGAGUUUGUACAUUCUCCCCAAGGUCAUGUAGCAUUCCUCCGGGUACUACACUUUCCUCCCAUAUUCCAAAGAUGGUACAGGUUAGUAGGUUAAUUGGUCACAGCUGUAAUUGGGCAGCGUGGGCUUGUUGGGCUGGAAGGGCAAGUUACCAUGCUAGGUCUCUAAAUAAAUAAAUAAAAUAGUAAUCUAUUGUAAGUACAAGUCAUAUCUCUCCUAGUCUGGCCUCGUUUCAAGUUGUUUAGAAGAAAGUAUUGCAUAUGUUAUGUCCUGGUCAAGAUUUUUAUGCUAUCGGUAUUCCAUUUUAAUAGUUCUGUAAGGGCAGUCUGUUCUGCUUUCAACAUGUUUGGGUUUGAGCUAAAGAUAGGGGGCUAUGUUGUUCAGCUUGGGAAUGUUGUUUCAGCCAAUCAGGAUGGUGGAAUUAGGAGAAGGUUCUAGACAAUGCUGGGCAGAGAGGUUUUUGUGAUGGAUACUGGUGUGGGUCGAGGUCUUUUUGCUGGGAGCUGGGAGAAGACGGGAGGAAAAUUGGCUGAGGAUGCUGUCCCUGUUGCACGAGGUGCUUUGUGCAGAUGAACGAGUUCAAGGAGGAAGGACCAAUACUCUGAGAUGGAUUUUGAGUGACAUUCAGAUGGUGGUGUGUGCUUUCACGCAGACCGUAGGUCCAGCAUGGGAGUUAAAGACAGCUUCAAGAUGAGCUGCAACUUGUGUGCACAUUUGGACUGAGUAAACGUAACGGACCCUUUUUAUUUUUUUAUUUUUACUACAGUCUGAUAAAGCUGAUAUAUGUAAACGUGUUUUCUCUAUAAUAUGCAGUGUACAGUCUGUUAUUUCUUGCCAACAGCUAAUUGCAUGGGGACAGUAUUAGAAUAGAUCGGGGUUUGGAUGAUUGAGACAUUCCAUCUUCCUGGCUUUGGUGGGAUCCAAGUCAUACCUACCAUAGACAUACGGAGUUUGAGAAAGAUGGAUGGUGACAGUUCCACCACAGAUGCUACCCAGUUAGGAAUCGCAGGUGAUUACAUCAGUGGAAGCCACUAUGUGCUACAGUCUCAUGAAGGGGACGCAGAUGAGGCACUCGUAGAACACGACGACACAAAUGGCUCCAAGGAGUCUUACAGGGAGCAGGAUAUCUAUCUUCCGAUUGCCAACGUCGCUCGGAUAAUGAAAUCAGCAGUUCCUGCAACAGGGAAGAUUGCUAAAGAUGCGAAGGAAUGUGUCCAAGAGUGUGUAAGUGAAUUUAUCAGCUUUAUCACAUCCGAGGCCAGUGAGCGAUGUCAUCAAGAAAAACGCAAAACCAUCAAUGGAGAAGACAUCCUUUUUGCCAUGUCCACACUAGGCUUCGACAGCUAUGUGGAGCCACUGAAACUCUACCUGCAGAAGUUCAGAGAGGCAAUGAAAGGGGAGAAAGGAUUGAACGCAUCAACAGGUGGAGGCACAGAUGGCCUUGGCGAAGAGCUCACAGAUGAAACUUUUUCUAAUCAAUUGACAACAGGCUUGAUCACCGCUGAUGGCCAACCACAGAACGUCAUGGUGUAUACAACAUCUUACCAACAGAUUUCAGGUGUACAGCCCAUUCAAUUCUCCUGAUAGAAGCCAUUCAGACUUGGAAACGCAUUAAACCCUACAGUAAAUGAAAUGGAAUCGGAAAGAAGACAAGAGCAGUUGAAUGGUCAACAGACCUGCAGAGGAUGAUCUUUACCUGCUCUUGAAUUAUAUUCUUCUGGAUAGUUGUAGAUGCUUUGACAGGUUCCUGGGGUCUGACUGAAAAAUCCUGUUUCUGAACCCCUCACCUGAAGGAUCAUUUCUUAUUUACCAGUUUUAAAACAAAAACUGAACCUUUAUAAUGUAUCACAGUUGCAAAGUACUUUUGUUUUGUACAAGAGUUGGGUUUUGUGUGAACACAUACAGGAAGCUGAUGUCAUUGGCCGCUGUGUGUCCAAUUUACUACUGUCGGAACUUACAGGGCAGUGUCUUACUUUUCAUAUUGAAUCAUGUUGCUCCUUUUGUAAUUCAAAUAAGUAAUUUCACUAGAUGUACCCUUUUAAUAAAACAGGUGUAAAAUAAAUUGUUUUUGAGAGU